Arachis duranensis is the source of this 1771-nucleotide messenger RNA. Its product is annotated as probable glycosyltransferase At5g03795. The transcript is spliced from 4 exons. Bases 101 to 1666 code for a protein of 521 amino acids. The record is from RefSeq and is a predicted model, not a curated record. Gene Ontology annotation, molecular function: glycosyltransferase activity. NCBI's taxonomy places the organism in Eukaryota, Viridiplantae, Streptophyta, Magnoliopsida, Fabales, Fabaceae.
AGAGAUAAGAGAAAAGAGAAAGCUCUAGCUAUAUUUGUGUCCAUGAUGGCAAAAAUUCUCAAACUAAAUUAAAGGGUUUAAUUUUGAAAUUCAUCUAUCAAUGGCAAAUUCUUCUUCUUCAUCAUCAUCAACAUCCAUGAAGUUAUUGUUGUUCAUGGUUCCUCUUGUAAUUGUUAUGGUUCUUGCUUUAUUUUUCCAUGGUCCAAGUGUUUCCACCACCUUGGUCUUAAAUGGAAAACACAAAUUUUCUUCCUCUUCUAAUAAUAAUAAUAAUUCAUCUUCUUCAUUAUUUUCAAACAAUAAUGGUGGAAGUGAUGAUGUCAUGCUUACUAAGGAGGAGAAGAACAAAACUAUGGCUAUCUCUGAUGAAUAUUCUCCCCCAACACUUCAUGAAUCUUUAAACAAAAAUGAAGUUGAUCUCAACAUGUCAUCAAAACCUUGGCAAGUGAAUGAAUCUUAUUAUGUUCCUCUUCCUCCUUUGAAUGAAUCACAUGUUGUUCCUCCCAAAAAAGAGUUUAGCAUGUUAGAUAGAAUAGAAGCUGGUCUGAUUCAAGCCAGAGCUGCCAUUAAAGAAGCUAGAAAUUGGAAUCAAACUCAAGAUCCAGAUUAUGUUCCAUUAGGUCCAAUGUAUUGGAAUGCUAAGGCAUUUCACAGGAGCUACUUAGAAAUGGAGAAACAAUUCAAAGUGUUCAUCUAUGAAGAAGGGGAACCACCUGUUUUUCAUAAUGGACCAUGCCUAAGCAUAUAUUCAUCAGAAGGGCAUUUCAUCAAUGCAAUGGAGAUUAAUGACCAAUUUAGAACAAGGGAUCCUCAAAAAGCACAUGUUUUUUUCCUUCCUUUCAGUAUAACAAUGAUGGUCAAAUUUGUGUAUAAAUCUGACUUUGACUUUGGUCCCAUAAAGAGAACAACCAUUGAUUAUAUCAAUCUCAUUGCUUCAAGAUAUCCCUUUUGGAACAGAAGCCUUGGUGCUGAUCACUUCAUGCUUUCUUGCCAUGAUUGGGGUCCUGUGAUAUCAUUUGCCAUUCCAAACCUACACAAGAAUUCCAUCCGUGUGCUAUGCAAUGCCAACACCUCAGAGAGAUUCAAUCCCACAAAGGAUGUUUCUUUUCCAGAAAUCAAUCUCCUAAAAGGCUCAAUAGAUGCUUUUAUUGGUGGGCCAUCACCAUCACAAAGGCCCAUUUUGGCCUUCUAUGCAGGCAGGAAUCAUGGGCCCGUUAGGCCCAUUCUCCUUGAUCAUUGGUUCAACAAGGAUAAAGAUAUUAAACUCUACAAGACCCUUCCAAAGGGUGUUUCAUAUUAUAGUAUGCUUAGAAAAAGUAAGUUUUGUCUUUGCCCUAGUGGGUAUGAGGUUGCAAGCCCAAGGGUAGUUGAGGCAAUUUACACCGGUUGUGUUCCUGUGUUAAUUUCUGACCAUUAUGUCCCUCCAUUUAGUGAAGUAUUGAAUUGGAAGAGUUUCUCAAUUGAGGUUUCUUUGAAGGAUAUUCCAAAUUUGAAGGAAAUUCUUUUGAGUGUUUCUCCAAGGAAGUAUAUAAAGAUGCAAAGAAGAGUGGGACAAAUUAGGAGACAUUUUGAGGUACAUUAUCCACCUAGGAGAUAUGAUGUCUUUCAUAUGAUUCUUCAUUCUGUUUGGCUUAGAAGAUUGAACAUUAAAAUUCAUGAUCAUUAAUUAGAUAGAUAGCCAAGAAGUUUAUAUAAUUUGAGUAUGUUGAAUCUUUCUCACCCUAAUAAAUAAGAGUUUGUUGUCAUUAUUGUAUAAAUAUCUUAUAUUCUA